Messenger RNA from Aspergillus steynii IBT 23096, 1360 nucleotides. RefSeq names its product coiled-coil-helix-coiled-coil-helix domain-containing protein. Gene Ontology annotation, biological process: mitochondrion organization. The record is from RefSeq and is a predicted model, not a curated record. The transcript has 3 exons. Lineage: Eukaryota; Fungi; Ascomycota; Eurotiomycetes; Eurotiales; Aspergillaceae. Gene Ontology annotation, cellular component: nucleus; mitochondrion. The coding region runs from base 380 to 913 and encodes 177 amino acids.
UAGACAUCGUACAUAUAUCCUAUACUCCAGACCUACUCUUAUACCCUAAAUCUACUCCGUAAACCUCAUGAUUGCCGCCACAAUACGCGCCAAUACGUGCCGAUACGCAGUGGAGACGGAGUUUAGCCGGCAAAACAUCCGAAAAUACCGCAGAUCCGUAAUCGCCGGUCACCGUCCCGAGCGCUGACCUAAGCACCGCCUUCCACCAAUCAGCGUGGCAGAGUUAGCCAGCUGCCGGAGUUUUCGACUUCUCCGCCGACCUUCGAGUGUCUUCUAUUCUUUCUAUAUAACCGACCCUUCAUCCGCAUCACUCACCCUCCACAACCACCCCUACCAACUCCCAUCUACACCUCAAACCACACCCCUCACAUCCAUCAAAAUGCCUCGUCAACGCCGUGGUGCCGCUCCCGCCUCUACUCCCGCGCGCAGCGCCCCUACCAGACCUACCGCCGCUCCCGCCAGACCGGCCGCUGCUCCGCAAGCCCAGCACUCCCAGCCUCACUCGACCUCUGCUCACCAGCCCGGCGCCCAGCAGCACGCUCCUCCCCCGGCCGCCGCCGCCCCUCCUGUCCAGCAGAGCGCUGGCCCCGGUCUCUUCGGUCAGAUGGCCUCGACCGCUGCCGGUGUCGCAGUUGGAUCCUCGAUCGGCCACGCCAUCGGUGGCUUCUUCGGUGGCGGCUCCAGCGCCCCCGCUGAGCCCCAGCAGGCUGCUGCUCCCCCCGCCGACUCGCAGGCCAUGGACAGCGGUCUGUGGCAGAGCACCGCGGCCAACACCUCGUGGGAGAACUCCCCUUGUGCCACGGACGUGCGCAGCUUCCGUACCUGCAUGGACGAGAACAAGGGUGACUUGACCAUCUGUGGGUGGUACUUGGAUCAGCUGAAAGCUUGCCAGGCCGCCGCCAAGCCCUACUAAAUUCGAACCCUUUACCGAUCAACCGAUACCCGGACAUGAUCUCGGUAUCAGAUCUUAAUGUAUCGUUGUGUGUUUUUAAUCCAUGGGUGAAAAUACAUGGCUUCGGUGCGAGUUCGACUUCCCUGCCUACCUACCUCUACCUGUCUGUCUAGCUAGCUAGUUGAUUGAUUCUUCAACCGACUUCCUGGCUAUGGGUAUCUGGUACAUGGGAAUAGGCAGGUGGCGAACCCGCUACCUUGACGUCUUGGAUUGUGUUUGCAUAGCGGCGUAUUUUUCUCCCUAUACCUACCUACCUACCUACUUACCUUUUUACUUUAUCUUACUGUAUACCACCAUAUCGAAUGAUAUUUACCGACACCGAUCUCCUGCUCAGAGGGACUUUUGAGGAUCGGAAAUAGAAUAAAUGAAAAAAAGAAACUUUCCACUCUUCAACUAUCUUGUCGUUUG